Messenger RNA from Ixodes scapularis (black-legged tick), 1351 nucleotides. RefSeq lists its product as uncharacterized. The transcript has 3 exons. The coding region runs from base 1 to 1305 and encodes 434 amino acids. The record is from RefSeq and is a predicted model, not a curated record. NCBI's taxonomy places the organism in Eukaryota, Metazoa, Arthropoda, Arachnida, Ixodida, Ixodidae.
AUGCUAGCUGAGGCGAUUGACUCCAACAAACUCAAAGCCGUCAUCACACCCGCGACGCCCACCAUAGGAAAACCUGUCCCCAACGUUCCCCACCUCCGUGUUCUUGGCCUCACGAUCCCCCAAAACGGAUCUGGUUCCCACACCAUUGCACCGCUUCAACGGACACUCUCCCAACUCAUGCACCUAAUACACCGUGUAUCAAAUCGUAGAUUUGGCAUGCAAGAAUUUGACACAUUACGGAUUGUACAAGCCAUACUCAUUAGCCGGGUCGCCUAUGGCACGCCAUAUUUGUCCCUCAAAACAACCGAAAAAUCAAAACUUAAUAUUGCCCUGCGCCAAGCAUACAAGACCGCCUUAGGACUACCUCCCAAAACUUUAACGAAGAAUUUGUUGCUACUAGGAAUUCACAACACCUGGGAAGAGUUACAAGAAGCACAUCACAUCUCCCAGUUAGAACGCCUUAAAUUAACACCUACCGGACGAGCCACACUGAGAAAGUUAGGCUACGCGACACCCUCCUUGCAAGACCACAAAGAACGAAUACCUCUGCACCUAAGAAAAGCCAUUCGUGUAGCCCAGAUCCCGAAGAACAUGCAUCCGGUUUACAAUAAGGCUCGGCGCAUCGCUAGGGCACGAACCAUGAACACCAAAUAUGGCGAUAGCCCAACUGCAAGAUACACCGACGCGUCCCCGUAUCCGCAUAAGCCAGCCCAUGCUGUAUGUGUAACCAAUGCAGCAGGGCAAGAAAUGACCGCACUCACAGUCCGCACAACAUAUACAGAAGCCGCCGAAGAAAUUGCCAUCGCCCUAGCCGCAACGACAGGCGGCGAUAUAAUUACAGUGCUCACAGACCCUCAGGCCGCUGCCCGCGCGCAUACACACCGGGCCAUUACCCGAGAGGGAACAACCUCACUUGUUGCCCCCACGACCGACCUGCUCAUCAACUAUGCCGACAUACUAGCCCACUACCGUCACGACCGAAGAAAAUACCCGGCACCGCACCCAAGAUUAUCAAGAGAUGAAGCCACCACCCUCCGAAGACUGCAGACCAACACAUAUCCCCACAGCACCCUUCUUCACGCCAUCUAUCCCGCUCAAUACGCCGCCACUUGUAAUUUUUGUCCUUCUCCCGGCAACCUUUACCAUCAGGUAUGGGAAUGCCAACGAACCCCGGACCUCACUCCCAAACCCACCCCAUCCUACGAGCAGUGGAUGGCCUGUCUGACCAGCCCGGACCCUGGGAUCCAGCAAGACUUGGUGACAAGGGCCCGGAUAGCCAGCCGUAGCCAGGGUAUCCCGGACUAAGGAUGCCCUCCACCGGGCGGGUGCCCUAACAUCUGCACCUGAUGCU